AUGUGCUGGACAAUACCACCCCACGUCUGCGCCAGUCUAGCGCUCGGACACGACCUAUCAGCGGAAGUGGAAGCUAUUAUUGCGGUAACACAGGGGUUUCUUGCGGCGCUCAAUACAAAAUCACGUGUCGACUUUGAAAAGCAUUGCGUCCGGGCCGGGGGAAUGUCCCUUGCGCCUCCUUCGCCUGCUGCCUUACGCUUCUGCACAAUCGGAUCAUUCAUCGAGCACGUGGUAACGCUGAAUGACGAUAUUGAUGAGCGAAUAUGGGACCCUGAAGUGAAAAUACAUGAGGCUGGUAGUCUUGCAACGGUAUGGGCACCCUUCCGGGCCAAAAUCAACGGCGUCGUGGAUCAUGUGGGGGUGGAAUUAUUUAUACUUCAUAAAUUGAGUGGGGAGUGGAAGGUGACGGGACUGGCGGAUUCAUGCCGACUGCCAACAGAGGAAGAAAUGAACAUGGGCUAG
Penicillium canariense is the source of this 462-nucleotide messenger RNA. RefSeq lists its product as uncharacterized. NCBI's taxonomy places the organism in Eukaryota, Fungi, Ascomycota, Eurotiomycetes, Eurotiales, Aspergillaceae. The transcript has a single exon. Bases 1 to 462 code for a protein of 153 amino acids. The record is from RefSeq and is a predicted model, not a curated record.